This is a messenger RNA of Zophobas morio, 690 nucleotides long. RefSeq lists its product as uncharacterized. The transcript is spliced from 3 exons. Lineage: Eukaryota; Metazoa; Arthropoda; Insecta; Coleoptera; Tenebrionidae. Bases 1 to 690 code for a protein of 229 amino acids. The record is from RefSeq and is a predicted model, not a curated record.
AUGAAGGAGACGAAGGGGAUGUACGGAGCAAAGGACGAAAAAUACGAAGAACGAGAACAAAGGAGACGAAGGAUGGAAAAAACGAAGCAGACGAGGGACGAAGGAAACGUAGGAGAAGAAGGACGAAACAGACAAAGAAGACGAAGAAUUAACAAGACAAAACACCAAGGAGACGUAGGAGGAGAUGAAGGAGACGAAGAACGAAGGCGAAUAAGGGCUAAGAAGAUGAAGGAGACAAAGGACGAAAGAAACCAAGGAGAUGAAGGGAAUGAAUGGGAUGAAGGAGACGAACAACGAAGGAUGAUAGGAGAUGGAGGGAACGAAAGAGACGAAGGGGAUGAAUGGAACAAAGGACGAAGAAGACGAAGGAGGAAAGAGACAGAGGGGACGAAGGGCGAAGGAGACGAAAAACGAAGGAGACGAAAUGAAGUAGAUGUAGAAAGUAAGAGACGAAGGACGAAAGAGACAAAGGAGAUGAAGAACGAAAGACACGAAAGAAACAAGGAACGAAGGACGCAAAUGACGAAAAAGACGAAGGAUGAAAGAGAUGAAGGGAAGGAUUUAGGUGACGAAGGGCAAACGAAGCUAACGACUAAGGAAACGAAGAAGACGACGAACGAAGGUAACGAAGGAGAUGAAGCACGAAAAAGACGAAAGGGGCGAAGGAGACGAAUGACACGAAGAGGAUGA